This is a messenger RNA of Aspergillus puulaauensis, 330 nucleotides long. RefSeq lists its product as uncharacterized. The transcript has a single exon. NCBI's taxonomy places the organism in Eukaryota, Fungi, Ascomycota, Eurotiomycetes, Eurotiales, Aspergillaceae. The record is from RefSeq and is a predicted model, not a curated record. The coding region runs from base 1 to 330 and encodes 109 amino acids.
AUGCGAACGCCAAAGCAUGGUCAAUUCAUCAGCCACGUAAUCGAGCAACUGUGGUUUCUGGCGGCAUGGCCUCCUUGCAGCCUUGCAGGUUGGGGUUGGACGAGUCUCGCAGUGGGGAAGCCCAGCAGGCACUGCCAGGCAGAGACCAUUCUCAGACACCUUCCUCUCAGCGCCGCAGCGGGUGUCUCGUGCCUUUGUGAAGAGGCCGAUCAGUUCACAUACCGUUAUCCAUCAAGCGCUGUUUGGCCAAUGAACAAGGGAGGCCAUGCUGGGUUCCUUGUGAUGCCCGAUGCCCGGCGCGCACCGCCCGCUCCUCGCAUUCAAUCAUGA